Dichotomopilus funicola is the source of this 2745-nucleotide messenger RNA. Its product is annotated as vacuolar protein 14 C-terminal Fig4p binding-domain-containing protein. The transcript has 9 exons. The record is from RefSeq and is a predicted model, not a curated record. NCBI's taxonomy places the organism in Eukaryota, Fungi, Ascomycota, Sordariomycetes, Sordariales, Chaetomiaceae. Gene Ontology annotation, cellular component: fungal-type vacuole membrane; endosome membrane; PAS complex. Gene Ontology annotation, biological process: phosphatidylinositol biosynthetic process. Bases 1 to 2745 code for a protein of 914 amino acids.
AUGGAUCCUGCCGUCCAACGCGCCCUAAACGACAAGCUCUAUGACAAGCGCAAGGUCGGCGCACUUGAGUUGGAGAGGCUCAUUCGUGAACUCGUCGCCCAAAAGGACUACAGUAGGGUUGAGGCCGUGCUUGACCAGCUCUGCAACGAUUUCGCUUAUGCCGUCCACCAACCCCAUGCUCGAAACGGAGGGCUAAUAGGACUGGCUGCCGCUGCCAUUGCUCUUGGCUCGGAGCUUGCCAAACACCUCGAAGUUAUUGUGCCGCCAGUGCUUGCGUGCUUCACUGACCAAGAUGCCCGCGUUCGGUAUUAUGCCUGCGAGGCCAUGUACAACAUCGCAAAGGUGGCCAAGGGCGAGAUUCUGAUCUACUUCAACCACAUCUUCGACGCACUGUGCAAGUUAGGUGCCGAUUCGGAACUAUCCGUCAAAAACGGUGCCGAGCUGUUAGACCGUCUCAUCAAAGAUAUCGUUUCAGAAUCCGCGGCCACCUAUGUCUCCGUCUUGGAACAGCCACUCGCGUACCAGGAGGACGAUAAAAUCUCCCCAGAGGACUCACUUGAGCUGCCUACCGCAUUCUCACUAAAGCGAUUCAUACCUUUACUCCGAGACCGCAUCUACGCCCUCAACCCAUUCACGCGCACAUUCUUGGUUGGAUGGAUCAUCCUGCUCGACUCCAUCCCAGACCUGGAACUCGUCACCUACUUGCCCGACUUUCUCAGCGGGCUUUUACGUUUUCUAGGAGACCCAAACAGAGAUGUCCAUGUCGCCACCCAGGGUUGCCUGGACAAGUUCCUCAACGAGAUUAAACGCAUCGCUCGCGUCAAGAAGGGCAUCGCCGAGAGCAAGAAGUCUAAGGAAGGGAAGCGCAAGCGGGUUGACUCGAUCGAUAGCGGGAGUGUGCGUCCUCAGUUAGAGGAAGGUGAUGAAGUGGAUUCCGAGACGGCCGCAGAUGACGAGGAGGUUGAUAGUGAAGACGACUGGGUCCCCGGUCAAGACGUCCAAAUCAACUAUAAAGCUAUUUUGGAGAUAUUAACUGCCACGCUAGAUUCCCCAUUAGAAGAGGAUGGCCUCCUGGAAUCGCUGCGUUGGAUCGUUGAGUUUCUUGAAAUAUGCCCGGAAGAGGUCCUCCCCUUCACCCCUAAGAUUUUGGCACACUUGCUCCCCGCCAUGGCUAGUGGCGUCGAGCCCAUCCGCCAAGCUGCCGGGAGGGUAAACUCUUCCCUUUUGGAUUACGUAGUAUCCUUAUCGGACGAGGCGGAUCUGCAUUCGACCUCGUCAUCACGGAUACCUGGGCCGCCGCCAGGGGCCGAACGGCAAGAUGGAGCAUCAAGUGCUCGAGCGUCUAUUUCUGGUCCGAGGGACGGGGAAGUGCGGAGUCCCACGCCAGCGCACGUCCGGACCGCCCCGCGAACGCCAACCCCAAGUUUACCUCCUACCCAGCCUCAGGCAGACCUUGACUACGCCGCCGCUGUCAGCUCGCUCACGCUCUUGUUCCUUAAUGACCAUGAGGCGACUCGAGUUGCCGCGUUGACCUGGCUGAUCAUGCUCCAUCGCAAGGCGCCCAGAAAGGUGCUCGCGUUCAACGACGGCACCUUUCCUGCGCUGCUUAAGACGCUUUCCGAUCCCGCCGAAGCAGUGGUCACCAAGGACCUCCAGUUACUCUCACAAAUAUCGAGGAAUAGCGAGGACGAUUAUUUUGCCAACUUCAUGGUCAGCCUACUUCAGCUGUUUUCCACGGAUCGCAGGCUCUUGGAAACGCGCGGGAACCUCAUCAUCCGCCAAUUAUGCACGAGCCUCAGCGCGGAACGCAUCUACCGGACCUUGGCCGACUGCAUCGAGAAGGAGGAGGAUGUGGAGUUUGCCAGCAUCAUGGUUCAGAAUCUGAACAAUAACUUGAUUACCGCACCAGAGCUAGCUGAGUUGAGAAAACGGCUGCGGAAUCUUGAGACCAAAGAUGGACAAACGUUUUUUGUCACGCUGUUUCGGUCGUGGUGUUACAACGCUGUCGCGACGUUCUCACUUUGUCUGCUCGCGCAAGCGUAUGAGCAGGCUUAUAACCUGCUGCAAAUAUUUGCCGAGCUAGAAAUGACGGUGAAUAUUCUCAUCCAGAUCGACAAACUUGUACAGCUCCUCGAGUCGCCGGUGUUUACAUACCUAAGACUCCAGCUCCUCGAGCCUGAGCGGUACCCGCAUCUGUACAAAUGUUUAUACGGGCUUCUCAUGCUCUUACCGCAAUCAUCCGCUUUCGCCGCCCUCAAAAACCGCCUAAAUAGCGUUAGCUCGAUUGGAUACUUGCACAUUGCUCCACGACCUAACGCAACGACCCCUAAUGCCUCCAGCUUUGAUCGCCCCAACCGCCUCAAGGGCCGCGAAGAAGGCAUCAUCCGCUGGGGCGAGCUCCUCGAGAAGUUCCGUUCCGUCCAGGACCGCGCCCGCCGAUCGCGACGUUUGGCUGGUGGUGGGCCCGGUGCCGACGAUCUGGACGAGCCAGGUCUGAGGCUUGGAGACGGAUCAGUGGAAAGAGGAGGGGGAGCGGGGCACGGCGGGAGUUUAUUAGACGUGGGUGGAGUAGCGGGAGGAGGAGGAGCAGGAGCACAAGGGUCAGGCGGACGAAGAGGCCCGGUGCCGGUGAUGGGGGGUGGAAAGGAGACACCGCCGUUGAAACCGGAGCCGAAGCCGAGGUCGGGGUUGGGAAGGCAGUUUGGACGGCUAGGCGGAGCUGUUUCCGGGAGAGGCAAGCGCUAG